GUACGGGACGCCCAAAGCCAGCUUGGUGAAUCAUCUCCAGUCGGCAAACUUAAGCGGCAACAAAAAGAAAGGACGUUAACGGAACAAGUUACAGACUCAAAGGAAACUAUUCCCAGGGGUAAUUCGGUACUGCCAUCAGGUAAAUAACAAAAAAAAUAUUUUUUUUUAAAGUUUAAUUAUAAAAACUUUUUUAAACUGAAACAAAUAAAGUAAUUAUUUUUCCCCCCCUGAAAUGCUUUUUUAUAUAAUUAUCAAACGACCAAAGCAUAGACUAUAUUCAAAUUUAAUUUAAAUGAAAUAAUUUUAAAAAAAACGUUUUUUCCCCGUAUUCCAGAAUCCUUUAGGACACCAGUGCCCACGUUGACACGUCUUAAGAUUAAAAAUAUGUCCAACACAGAUCUACUCUCCGCCAUUUCCAGACUACUGUCGCACGUUGACGUAAGGGAAUUAGAUAAGUACUAACCAGUAAUUUUAUAUGUAAAAAAAAGUAUAGUAACUUGUAUAUGAAUAUGCUUAGUAUUUUUAUAUUUCAGUUAAUCAACAAUUGUAUUCUUAAAGGCAGAAAAAUGUACAUGUAUUUAACAUUGAUCUACUUAAAUUACUUAAAUUAUAAUGUAAGAGCACGUUCAAAACUACAGUUAAGUCUUCAGCCCAGCGUGAAACAGAGGGAGUCCUGCUUAAAGAAUCAUUAGCGUAGGAAAUGGAGCAGAGUGGGCAUUCCACCCUGUGCGGAAAAUUUGUCUAAAUAUUGUAGGGGUAACUAUGUCGGCCAACUGUAUAGGGAUUUUUCUCUUGCCCGGCCCCAUGAUGCACUAAAACUAGCUACUGCCCGGCAAAGAAUUCAUGUUUAUUGGCAAGUCAUUAAAAAGGGGGACCGUUAUCUGACCGACAUGUUAUUUGAAAGUGGAACAUGAUUCCAUUAUUCUAGACUAAGGCUUAACUGGGUGCAGAUUUUUUACAACGGGGGCCCUGGUAUUUUGAGAAAAUACCGGAUGGGUCCAAGUGUUACACACAAAAAAUGGUUAAUUUCUCAUUUUCUAUAAUUAUUAACUUAUGCCGGCCUUUAAAUAAUAGUGCUACAGUCAGUCUUGAACCCUAUCUGCUGGCUAUUAAACAGUCCUCAGACAGUCCUACAGAUGGUACUACACCACACCGGUGGCUCUUAUUGAUUUUUAUACUUGCCUCCCCCUAAGCAGAGAAUUCAACCUUUUUUUUUUAACCGGAGUUCAAGAGUCAAGCAUGAAACCUCUCUGCGUGACAUCCUUUUUUCACUCAGCAUUAUCAAUAUAAAACAUGUGGGACAGGGAAGGGCCGGUUGUGAAAAGGAAGCAGGGCGAACCAUGAGCAAAACAUACAUAAGAUAAAUCGUUAAUCCCCUGGCCACUUUAUGUGCUAUGCUUCAAACAGAUCCGGUGUCACAGCAUUCACAACUAUACUGGUCUUUUUGGCGGUGUAUGGUUCCUUUGUGAUGACCCCGGGGUGAGCAUUGAGCCGCCGUGUCAGAUGUACUCAUUCAGUGUGCAGGCCGACCUGGCUCUAGACGCCACCGUCGCAGAGGAGCGGAAGUGCACUGUGACCUCAAAUGACCCGAACUUGGAGAGCGCAAAAGGGUUAAAUCGGUAAAAAAAUUGAAAUACCGAUAUCUUAAUUUAUUUUUUUUUUAAAUUCAGAUGUUAAAUUUUUCUUUAAAGCUAAGAAUCAAUAACAGGGACAUGGACUUUGAUUUCACCGAGUAUUGACUGACCUACUUAAACGAAAACGUCCCUUCCUGAGUAAACAAAGGGACAGAACUCCGUUUAAAAAUGUAUAUGUUAUUUUAAAACAAAGAAUAACCUAUGAAUUUUAAUUUCUCGAUUUCACUAUCGCUGCAUUUUCAAAAUUUCACCGACAGUCACCAUGGUCACCUGACAGUCACCAUGGUAACCUGACAGUCACCAUGGUCACCUGACAGUCACCAUGGUCACCGUAGCUCGCAAGUAUUAUUUUCUACAGAUUUGUCACAGUAUUGAUUUUUAUAUUCUCUUUCAGAUAUACCUUCAAUUUUAACAUAUCCCUAUUAGUAUCUACAUUGAUUAUAAUCAAUUCUACACCGAUAUGUUCGAUUGUUUCUUAGCCUAAACUUGCUAGUCUAGUAUUUUCUCAGACAGUAAUGGGCUAAUACAGAUUAUCAUAAACCACAAAUCAAGACUAAGUCAGCUGUGAAUGUUCUUUGGCAUCACUGAGGGCUCAUAAACUAAUCAAAAUAAAUAUAUUCAAAUAGAAAUUAAUCAACUGAUUACUACUUUUUAAAAAUCCGAUAGGUAUAGUUAAAAGUAUUUAUUUUUAAAAAAUUCAAAAUAUUUUUUCAAAUUUUUUAAUUAUUAUGAUUAUUAGUUAUUGAUUUCAUUUUUUAAAAUAAUUUUUGUGGGGACAAAAACAUUUUUUUUAAACAUACAGCUUUUAAUGUUGUUAUACGUUCUUUUAAUUUGCACCUUUUGUACUCUUUGUCUAUUCACACCAUUCACUUAAUCUUUAGAUUAUCUUGUUUCUUUAGAUUUUAGAUUGUCAUGUUUCUUUAGAUUUUAGAUUGUCAUGUUUCUUUAGAUUAUCACGUUUUUUUUUAGAUUAUCAUGUUUCUUUAGAUUAUCAAGUUUUUUUUUAGAUUAUCAAGUUUCUAGUUUAGGUCUGUGUUUUAUAAACCGGUUACAAAUAUAACAAGAAAGAGAACGAUGAAGGAAUAAUAAUAAAAAAUAUGUAUGCUUUGUUAGAAUAAAAAAAACACCAAAUAUUUCAAAUGUAUUUGACAGGUCAGCCCCAAUGUCCUCUGCAGCCAACCAACAUGUACACCACCCGCGAACCUUCACAUCCCUG
Molecule: messenger RNA, 2850 nt
Organism: Lymnaea stagnalis (great pond snail)
Lineage: Eukaryota; Metazoa; Mollusca; Gastropoda; Lymnaeidae
Source: the annotation of a GenBank genome assembly